UGUCAAUCAAACAGAACACGAAGACAUGGUUUCCGACUCCAGGAGAAAACAAGGGCACUGGGGUGGAUAAUUACCCAGCCGUGAGGAUGCUGAGAGGCGCAGCCCUCUUCUGUUCUGAACUCUGGAUGCCAUCAGACCGCGUUUAUUAUUUACAUGCAUCUUCUGAUCUCUCUGCACCCGAAAGCGUUUGCUUACAUUUGAUUUGAAUGGCUCAAAUCUAGAUUAGAAUGAGGAUGCCAAAUCAUCUGCUCUGCAGAAUCCGUUAAAUGACAUUAGUGGGUUGAAUUAACAGUUUAGAUGUAUUUUAAUUGCUUGCAUUGUGUUUCGAGAGAUCAUAAACCCUGCAAGAAAAUUUGGUGCAUUAUUUAGUGCGCUUACAAAUCCGAUUCGUCUCACAGGCAUCGAUCCAGGUAAACCAGCGGCAUGUUGACCAGCAUCACUGAGAGCAUCUUUUGCUGUCUGAUGGGAAAGACGACCAGCGUUGUGUUGCCGGUUGAAUCAUCUGACGGCAAGCCUGCUGACGGGUUCGAGUUCGUGGAGGUGAAGCCGGGUCGGGUGCUGCGUGUGCGCCACAUCCUCCCCGAACGGUCUGCAACUACAGAGGCGCAACCAGAGCCGAGCAGCAGCGUCCACUGCAAGCGCAAGAUCACGGUGUACCGCAACGGCCAGCUGGUGAUCGAGAACCUGGGCGACGUUCUCCACUCCGAGAUCCUGCACUGUCAGAACGGAGACGUGGAACAGUGCAGCACGGUCGAGGUGGAGCUGUCCGAUUACACCACUGCGCCGUCCUCCCCGGAUCCCAAACCCGCUCCGCCUCUUCCCACCUCUGACCAGCAGAAACCUGCUCCUCCGCCUAGACGGCGACGACGGAAACCCAAACGCACUGUGCUGAUCGAUACGGAGCGAUGCAUCAGCAGCUGUAAGGGGACGCAUUCGGACGUGGCACUGUUCUUCAUUCACGGCGUGGGCGGCUCACUGGACAUCUGGGGGAGGCAGCUGGAUUUCUUUUCACGGCUGGGCUACGAGGUCAUCGCCCCUGAUUUGGCAGGACACGGCGCAAGCACUGCCCCUCAGAUAGCGGCAGCGUACACCUUCUACGCCCUCGCAGAGGACCUGCGGGCCAUAUUCAAGAGAUAUGCGAGAAAACGGAACAUCCUCAUUGGUCACUCAUACGGGGUGUCGUUCUGUACGUUCCUGGCACACGAGUAUCCGGAGCAGGUGCAUAAGGUGGUGAUGAUCAAUGGAGGCGGCCCCACGGCGCUGGAACCCAGCCUGUGCUCCAUCUUCCAGCUGCCCUCCUGCGUCCUUCACUGUCUGUCUCCCUGCCUCGCCUGGAGCUUCCUCAAAGCUGGUUUCGCCAGGCAGGGUGCUAAAGAGAAGCAGCUUUUGAAAGAGGGAAACGCGUUUAACGUCUCGCCAUUCGUUCUGCGAGCAAUGAUGAGCGGUCAGUACUGGCCGGAGGGGGACGAAGUUUACCACGCUGAGCUGACCGUACCCAUACUGCUGGUGCACGGCAUGUAUGACAAGUUUGUGCCAGUUGAAGAGGAUCAGCGGAUGGCGGAGAUCCUCUUGUUUGCGUUCCUCAAAGUCAUCGAGGAAGGCAGUCACAUGGUGAUGAUGGAAUGCCCAGAAACGGUCAACACGCUCCUGCACGAGUUUUUCCUCUGGGAACCUGACAAUUCCAAAAAGGACAAGGUAACAGCUGAGCAGACCACAGCCGACAACGCCACGCCCGUCCAGACGCUCAGUGUCGCCAAUGGCAGCGUCACGGGGACACCCAAGGUCAACAAGCCCCUUAACAAGUAACCUGAUGAUUGACGUUUGUGGGGUAAACCAAUCAGAAGGCUGUUGAUGGCAGGCUGAAACCGUCACCUUGGCUGAGAGCUGAUUUUUGGUCAGAAGGCCCUAGCGGGUGUCGAGACGGGGGUGAGAAAGAUUCACGGGUUCAAAGAGACUCUAGCAAUGAAGGGAAAAAAGAAGCAGCUGAUUUUAAACCAAUAAUGAUGGUUUAUGACAUCACGAUGCCUUUGUAUCUCUCUGCUACCUUUGGACAAUAUCUUUCCUUCUUGUGCUGUCUAAACAAAAGGACUGGAUGUCCGAAAUCAAGUGUGUCCAGGCGGGACUGAACUAUGAGAAAGAGGUUAUUU
Messenger RNA from Megalobrama amblycephala (Wuchang bream), 2147 nucleotides. RefSeq names its product abhydrolase domain containing 8a (gene abhd8a). The record is from RefSeq and is a predicted model, not a curated record. The transcript has 5 exons. NCBI's taxonomy places the organism in Eukaryota, Metazoa, Chordata, Actinopteri, Cypriniformes, Xenocyprididae. Gene Ontology annotation, molecular function: catalytic activity. Bases 424 to 1806 code for a protein of 460 amino acids.